CACCCCACCCCACCCCACCCACUCCCUCAAAAACCCCAUUCCUCCGGCGAGCAAUCCCCGAGCUCCGGCGAGAUGCAGAUCUUCGUGAAGACGUUGACGGGGAAGACGGUGACGCUGGAGGUCGAGAGCAGCGACACCAUCGCCAACGUCAAGGCCAAGAUCCAGGACAAGGAAGGCAUCCCCCCGGACCAGCAGCGGCUCAUCUUCGCCGGGAAGCAGCUGGAGGAUGAGCGCACCCUGGCAGACUACAACAUCCAGAAGGAGUCGACGCUGCACCUGGUGCUCCGCCUCCGCGGUGGCGGCCAGGGCAAGGGCGGCAGCUACCCCAACAAAAUCGACCCCAACCUCCUCCAGCUCGCGCUCAAGUACCGGCAGCACAAAAUGAUCUGCCGCCAGUGCUACGCACGCAACUCCAUCAGGGCCGAGAACUGCCGCAAGAAGAAGUGCGGACACAGCAGCGAGCUGAGGAAGAAGAAAAAGAUGGUACCCAAGAAGGAGUGAAGCAACAUCAAAGAGCGAGAGAAACGAAGAUCAAUCCAUGUUAUGCAUCAGUUGAACCAACUAUCUGUCUAUCUUAGCACUUUAUCCAUGUCAGAGACCAUACUAGAGUCGUGGGAACUCGGAAUUUAAUUUUCCUCAUGUUAUGCAUCAGUUGAACCAACUAUCUGUCUAUCUUAGCACUUUAUCCAUGUCAGAGACCAUACUAGAGUUGUGGGAACUCGGAAUUUAAUUUUCCUCCUAGUUUAAAUAUCCUGCUGGAGUACUCAUCUUAUGCAGAGCAGCGGUAUGCAGCUUCAGAAACUGCUUGCCAAAGUUCCUGCCUGUUGUUGAAACUUAAUGCUAGUGGUUAACAUGGGCGGCGUGAA
Setaria italica (foxtail millet) is the source of this 866-nucleotide messenger RNA. RefSeq names its product ubiquitin. The transcript has 3 exons. The record is from RefSeq and is a predicted model, not a curated record. Lineage: Eukaryota; Viridiplantae; Streptophyta; Magnoliopsida; Poales; Poaceae. Bases 73 to 501 code for a protein of 142 amino acids. Gene Ontology annotation, molecular function: ubiquitin protein ligase binding; structural constituent of ribosome; protein tag activity. Gene Ontology annotation, biological process: protein ubiquitination; translation; modification-dependent protein catabolic process. Gene Ontology annotation, cellular component: nucleus; ribosome; cytoplasm.